ACACGCGCGUGUAGGCCUUCUCCGACGCGCCGCGGUGUUGGUGCACCGAUGUAGGUGUAACGGCGCGUCGUAGGUGUAUGCCACAUCGCGGUUUGGCGCGGCCGCGCCGCGGCAACUGUUCUUGGCACAGUUUCUGGUCAUCUCCUAUUGCGAGCGGAACGCGCGCGCGUUGCUGGACCUCUGCGUGUGCGAUCUCCUCCGCGUCUCUCUCUCUCGCCUCUCGCCCCGCGCCCCGCGCGCCGCGCGUCACGCACGUCACGUCUCGCGGUUCUCCUUCGUGUGUGCAGCAUCCGCGUACGUUUCCCCGAGUCGGCACGCACCGUGCACCUGCGCGAUCGAUCCCGAGGGAGAGAAGAGAGGAGCUAACGAGAUUUUUCUCCCCGAGAAAAAAAAAUGCAGCUGACGACCUGUUGCAGAUGUUGUUCCCUGAAAACGGGAACAAUCUUCAGCGGAGUAUGUGGAAUCGUACUAGCCGUGAUUUCCCUGAUCCUGAUCUUCACGGCAAACGUAGAAUGGAAAACGAUAAUCGUCGACAUCCUAGACAAGACGGCCGUGAAGAUCAUCUUCGCGAUAAAUCUCUGCAUGACCAUCCUGAUUUCUACGCUGCUCAUAAUCGGCGCCUUAAGAAAAAAUACAUUUAUGAUGCUUCCAUGGGUGGUUCUGGGCAUUAUGCUGGCCGUCGCUCUUCUUGUGAGCGUCCUUUACACCUCAAUUAUGUUCUUCAUAAACAGCGAAGUUCUUAAUGGCGUUCUUUGGCUCGUUUUCGGUCUAAUUGCUGUCGUGGUAUACACGUACAUGUGGCUGGUAGUGUACAGCUAUUUCCAGCAACUGAGGAUCGAGAAGAUGAACAAAAGAAUGGGUCCUUAUGGAAAACCAUACAAUUACCGGCGAGCAUGAGGGCAAGAUUGAAUGUGUAUAGAUACGAUUGCAGGGGCCUGUCUGCGAAAGCGAUCGUGGAGAACGGCGUGGCGACCGCAGCAACCGCUACCGCUCGUAUAAACAUUUAUAAACUCGUGUCGACUCACAACACGUUGUUACAAUCGGUUACAAGUUGCGGUGGUUCAUAUGCCGUUUUCGCCGUAUCUCUGAUUCGCCGAAUGACAUAUAGGACUAAAACCGAUUUUUCUUGCAGUCAUUAUUUAUCCGAUUAACGACGCGGGAAUAUCUUCUUGUUAACUGUAAAUCUGUGUAAACAGUGUCAUAAAGAUAUUUCUGUCACAGUUUUUAUUUGCACCAAAGCACGAUAUAUUGCGAUUUACAUGACCGGAUGUUUUACAGGAGCGUCCUGUAAUCCGCGUAAAGUAAGCGUAAACUUAGGACAUUUGUACAUAACAUCGUAUUUAUUAUAACUAUUAUUAAUUAUUUUGCCUAACAAAUAAAUACUCCCGUAAUUUUUUAAAGA
Molecule: messenger RNA, 1402 nt
Organism: Temnothorax curvispinosus
Lineage: Eukaryota; Metazoa; Arthropoda; Insecta; Hymenoptera; Formicidae
Exons: 5
Coding region: 394-897 (167 amino acids)
Source: RefSeq, a predicted model, not a curated record